Messenger RNA from Spirometra erinaceieuropaei, 798 nucleotides. The record is from the annotation of a GenBank genome assembly. Lineage: Eukaryota; Metazoa; Platyhelminthes; Cestoda; Diphyllobothriidea; Diphyllobothriidae.
AUGCGUAUUCGCCUACAGUCUCGCCUACAAGCUAAGCAAACCCCCAGGUAAGCUGAACAUUGUCUUGUUGUCUUUGCCCGCUCACCGCCUUCAUUUCAGCGAUGAGUUAGCUCAGAGGCUAGACAGCCUUCCGAUCGCAGCCACUGCCGCCGCUGCCGAGAACGCCUCCGUGGAGAACCGCUGGUGUCAACUACGAGACACAGUCCAGUCGACGGCGCUAUCCGUCCCCGUUCGCGCACGCCGCCAACAUCAAGACUGGUUCGACGACAACGACGCCACCAUCAGCAACCUGCUCGCCGAGGGGAACCGCCUACACAAAGCCUACAUCGACCGCCCCACCGGCGACCACAGAGCUGCUUUCUACCGCAGCCGCCGCCCCUUUCAACAGCGACUGCGCGAGAUGCAGGACAUCUGGACUGGUCCGCAAAGCUGAGGAGAUCCAAGGGUACGCGGACCGCAACGAAUGGAAAAACAUCUUCUCCGCGAUCAAAGCUGUCUACGGUCCGCCGACCAAAGGCAUUGCUCCUCUCCUCAGCCCCCAAUGGCAGUACCCUCCUGACUGAGAAGACACAAAUGCUACAACGCUGGGCCGAGCACUUCCGAGGCGUCCUCAACCGCCCCAACACCAUAUCCGACGCCGCCAUUGAGCGUUUGCCGCAAGUGGAGACCAACGUGGACCUCGACCUCCCGCCCUCUCUCCAGGAAACUAUCAGGGCUGUGCAGCAGCUCUCCAGCGGGAAAGCGCCCGGAUCGGACGCAAUCCCUGCUGAGGUCUACAAGCACGAUGGCCCCAACUAA